CGGGGCUGCAGCGGCGACAGCAGCGCGGUCACGGGAGCAGGGAGCGCUGCGGAGCUUCCUCCACCCCGGCACCGCCCUCCCGCCGUCCCCUGCACCCCCGGGUACCAUCCUGCAUCCCUGGGUAGCGUCCGCAUCCCGGAGAGCAUCCUGCAUCCCUGGGUACCACCUGCAUCCCGGAGAGCAUCCUACAUCCCUGGGUACCACCCUGCACCCCCGGAAAGCAUCCUGCAUCCCGGGUACCACUUGACUCUCCUGUUGUCAGCAGCACUCCUGGGUACCACCCGCAUCCCCGGGUGACACCCCACACCCUCCCGGGUCCCAGAAGCACCCUUGGGCCCUCUCUCCGGGUCUCGUGUCCCCCCCCCAAACUCUUGUCGGUGCCGCCAUGGCCGAGCCCAGCACUGAGUGCAGCAUCAAGGUCCUGUGCCGGUUCCGGCCCCUCAGCUCCGCCGAGAUCCUGCGCGGGGACCGGUUCCUGCCCGUCUUCCAGGGCGAUGACAGCGUCGUGGUGGGGGGCAAAACCUAUGUCUUCGACCGCGUGUUCCCCCCCAACACCACCCAGGAGCAGGUUUACCACGCCUGUGCCAUGCAGAUCGUCAAGGACGUGCUGGCCGGGUACAACGGCACCAUCUUCGCCUAUGGGCAGACGUCCUCAGGCAAGACCCACACCAUGGAGGGGAAGCUGCACGACCCGCAGGGGAUGGGCAUCAUCCCGCGCAUCGCCCGCGACAUCUUCAACCACAUCUACGCCAUGGACGAGAACCUGGAGUUCCACAUCAAGGUUUCUUACUUCGAAAUUUACCUGGACAAGAUCCGGGACCUGCUGGACAUGACCAAGACCAACCUGUCGGUGCACGAGGACAAGAACCGGGUUCCCUACGUCAAGGGCUGCACCGAGCGCUUCGUGUCCAGCCCCGAGGAGAUCCUGGACGUGAUCGACGAGGGCAAGUCCAACCGGCACGUGGCCGUCACCAACAUGAACGAGCACAGCUCCCGCAGCCACAGCAUCUUCCUCAUCAACAUCAAGCAGGAGAACAUGGAGACGGAGCAGAAGCUCAGCGGGAAGCUCUACCUGGUGGACCUGGCUGGGAGUGAGAAGGUCAGCAAGACGGGGGCCGAGGGGGCGGUGCUGGACGAGGCCAAGAACAUCAACAAGUCGCUCUCGGCUCUGGGGAACGUCAUCUCGGCACUGGCCGAGGGCACGAAGGUGUACGUGCCGUACCGGGACAGCAAGAUGACGCGGAUCCUGCAGGACUCGUUGGGUGGGAACUGCCGCACCACCAUGUUCAUCUGCUGCUCCCCCUCCAGCUACAAUGAUGCCGAGACCCGCUCCACGCUGCUCUUCGGGCAGAGGGCCAAGACCAUCAAGAACACGGCGUCGGUGAACCUGGAGCUGACGGCCGAGCAGUGGAAGAAGAAGUACGAGAAAGAGAAGGAGAAGAACAAGGCGCUGAAGGAGACCAUUGGGAAGCUGGAGGCUGAGCUGAGCCGCUGGCGGAGCGGAGAGGCCGUGCCCGAGACGGAGCAGCUGAACGGGGCCGAGGCCGAAGUGGGGCCGGGCGAGGGGCCAGGGCCAGGACCCACCAGCGAGACCCCCCUCAAUGACAACAGCUCCUCCAUCGUCAUCCACAUCUCGGAGGAGGAGCGGCACAAGUACGAGGAGGAGAUCCGCAAGCUCUACAAGCAGCUGGAUGACAAGGAUGAUGAGAUCAACCAGCAAAGCCAGAUCAUGGAGAAGCUCAAGCAACAGAUGCUGGACCAGGAGGAGGUGCUGGCUGCGGCGCGGGGCGGGGGCGAGGCGGCGCGGCGGGAGCUGGCGGCGCUGCGGGCGGAGCACGGCGCGGCGCGGGCCGAGGUGACCGAGGUGCUGGCGGCGCUGGAGGAGCUGGCGCGGAGCUACGACCGCAAAGCGCAGGAGGCGGAGGACAGCGGCCGCCAGAACCGGCGGCUCAGCGACGAGCUGGCGCGCACCGAGGCGCUGUCGCUGUCGCUGCAGUCGGAGCUGCAGCGGGUGCUGGAUCUUGGGGCGCAGCAGCGCUCACGGGCAGCCGAGGUGCUCAAUGGGCUCCUGAGGGACCUCAGCGAGUUCAGCCUUAUCCUGGGCAAUGGCGAGAUCAAGCUGCCGGUGGAGGUGACCGGCGCCAUCGAGGAGGAGUUCGCCGUGGCCCGGCUCUACGUCAGCAAGAUCAAGUCGGAGGUGAAGUCAAUGGUGAAGCGGUGCCGGCAGCUGGAGAACCUGCAGGUGGAAUGUCACCGCAAGCUGGAGGUGACCGGGCGCGAGCUCUCCUCCUGCCAGCUCCUCAUCUCCCAGCACGAGGCGAAGAUCCGCUCCCUGACCGAGUACACGCAGACGGUGGAGCUCAAGAGACGGAGCCUGGAGGAGACCAACGAUGCCCUGAGCGAGGAGCUGGAGCGGCUGCAGUCGCAGGACACAGCGCAGGGGGGAGCCCGGAAGCAGGAUGAGACCCAGGACAUGGACGAGAUCAAGGUGCAGCACUCACAGCUCGGGCGCCUCCGGGACGAGCUCAACGAGCGGCAGAAAACCAUCGAUGAGCUGCGAGACCUGACGCAGCGCCUGGAGCUGGAGCUGCAGAGGCUCCGGGGGGAGCACGAGGAGCUGCGGCGCCAGGAGCAGGCCAAGGCCGCGCGGCUGCAGGAGCUCACGUUCCUCCAUGAGCGCCAUGAACAGUCCAAGCAGGACCUCAAGGGGCUGGAGGAGACUGUGGCCCGUGAACUCCAGACCCUCCACAACCUGCGCAAGCUGUUUGUUCAAGACGUCACGACUCGAGUCAAGAAAAGCGCAGAGCUGGAGCCCGAGGACAGUGGGGGGCUGCACUCCCAGAAGCAGAAGAUUUCCUUUCUUGAGAACAACUUGGAGCAGCUUACAAAGGUUCACAAACAGCUGGUGCGUGACAAUGCAGACCUGCGCCUGGAGCUGCCGCGGCUGGAGCGGCGCCUGCGCACAACGGCUGGCCGCGUGCACGCGCUGGAGGGCGCGCUGAGGGACGCGAAGGAGGGCGCGCGCCAGGAGCGGCGGCGCCACCUGCUGGAGGUGGAGCGCGUCCGGCUGGCGGCGCGCGCGCGGGGGGCGGGGCGGCGCGGAGCGAGCGCCGUCAUCGCCAAACCAGUGCGGCCGGGGCAGGGGCCGGCGGCGUCACCCACCGGCGGCAGCUCCAGCAGCGGCGGGGGGCCCCUGCCCGGCCCGCGGGGCCUCAGCCCCCUGGACACCUUCCAGCAGCUCAAUGUGGAUAAUGGGAACAUGACAGACAUCAAUGACAACAGGAGUGACCUGUCCUGUGCCUAUGAGGCUGAAGAGCAGCCCCUGCUCUUCCCCCUGCGCCAGGAGACAGCGGCCAGCUAGUGCCCCCCCGCCAGGUCCCGCCGGACCCGCCUCCGCUCGCAUGUCCCGGUGUCACCUCGUGUCCCGUCUGCUCGCGCCCCCCCACGGCGAGGGGGGGCCCCCCCCAGCCCAGGACCCCCCCAGGACCCCCCCGUCCCUGCUGGGGGGUCCCCCGGGACUGGGGGUGCUGCUUCGAGAUGCCUUAACCCGCACCUAUGGGGGCUGUCAGGGGCCCCCCCCCGACCCCAGCCCCCAAGUGGGGGUCACCCCCCUCCUCCCGCUUGGCCUCUCGGCUCUGCGCCCCCCCCCCGUGUGUGUCCCCCCCCCGCUGCGAUUCAAUAAAGGACCGGAGCUGAG
This is a messenger RNA of Strigops habroptila (Kakapo), 3697 nucleotides long. It is a transcript of the gene KIF5A, whose product is annotated as kinesin family member 5A. Gene Ontology annotation, biological process: microtubule-based movement. Lineage: Eukaryota; Metazoa; Chordata; Aves; Psittaciformes; Psittacidae. The record is from RefSeq and is a predicted model, not a curated record. Gene Ontology annotation, molecular function: microtubule motor activity; microtubule binding; ATP binding. The transcript has 29 exons. The coding region runs from base 386 to 3361 and encodes 991 amino acids.